Molecule: messenger RNA, 743 nt
Organism: Paramecium tetraurelia
Lineage: Eukaryota; Ciliophora; Oligohymenophorea; Peniculida; Parameciidae
Exons: 4
Source: RefSeq, a predicted model, not a curated record
CACAUAUUAAUUUAUUAAUGUGGAAAUUACUGUUGAUUGCCUUGACUCUUAUACAACUCAGAGCCUAGGAAGAGGAAUUGAGUGAGGAAGACCAAGAAUCUUAAUUCUAAUAAUAGGACUCAUAACAAAAUUAUUAUUAGUAGUAAUAAUAUGGGUGCAUUAUUUUAACAAAGUACCACUUAUAAGAGAGAAGCCAAGAAUUGAUGUAGUUAUUCAAAUAGAUUACAAACGAAUAAGACAAAAGAAAUGCAUAUGAAAAAUUAUAGGUUCAAUUAGUGAUGCAGUGCAUCCAAAAAAUCCAAUACUAAUAAUUGGCUGAUCUCUUUAAUUAAUUGAGACAAUAAACCUUUAAGUAUUAGGAUUUCUAGGAUGUCUUCAUGAUGACUGAUCUGAGUUUGGAAGAUGAUCUCACAUUAACAGAUUAGGAGAAGAUAUUAUCGAAAGAGAUAGAGCAAUUCGAUAAAAACAUGCAAGAAUAAUAAAAGAAAUAUAAGUAAGAACAAGGCUAUGAUGAUGAUGACGAUGACGAAGAAAUGGAUCCAAGAAGAAGACAAUAACCAUAGGGUUAUAGGUUAUUUGGAGUUGAUUUGUCAAAGCUGUCAGGUACCACUCAGACUAUUAUCUUUGCUGGUUUGAUUUCACUUUUUAGUGUCAUUUUAUUUUUAGGAUUGAGAUUUGUGUAAUAGAAUACAUAAGGUCCAGUGAAGAAAGCGAAAAAAGACAAAAAAGUUAAAUAAAAAUGA